UGCUGUAUUGUUACCAGCGGAACGUUGCUGCCUGCUGCUGGUCCAGAGAAGUUUUAACUGCUCCGUGAAGAAGCCGGAUUAACACGCUGCGUGGAGAAUACAGGGAUGUCGUAUUGCAGUUUCUUCGGUGGAGAGGUCUAUAAAGACCAUUUCGAAACAGGGAUUUACGUGUGCUCCAAGUGUGAUCACCAGCUGUUCACCAGCCGUUCCAAGUACGAACACUCGUCCCCCUGGCCGGCCUUCACAGAGACCAUCCAUGAGAAUAGUGUAUCUAAACAUAAGGAGAGACCUGGGGCAUACAAGGUACGAUGUGGGAAAUGUGGAAAUGGACUCGGCCAUGAGUUUGUGAAUGAUGGGCCAGCCAAAGGCCUGUCUCGCUUCUGAAUAUUCAGCAGCUCACUGAAGUUCGUCCCUAAAGAUAAGGUUGAUGGGCAGUAAAGUGAGCUGAUUGAGGGGACUUGGAGGAGUCUUUCUGCUCUGCUGAAGGUGUGGACAGCGGAUGAUGUGUUCUGGGAUAAAGCCCAACUGGGAGCGCCAGGGCUCUGAUGAAAGAUGGCCACACUGAACGGCAAGAACAGAGGACUGGUCUCAGCACCGUUUUAUUAUGCAAUCAUCACCAUCUCAGGAUAGCCUCGCUGAUUACACAACGUCUCACCAGCUGCAUAUUUAUUAAUGACUGAGAUCGUCUCAUGGGUACAAUAGGCUCCUCAAUUCUGUAAGCUAUUUCUUACUGAGAGAAAUCAUGUUUGUUUACCUUCACAGUUUUUCCUGUUUCCCCCAAACUGUCAGAGUAAACAAACAAGCGCACCAGUCUGUUAGAAAAAAAUAGCUCACAAGACAGUGAAUCCAAGACUACAGCACAUGAGGAUUGGUCCUGAUUUAUAUUUUUAAUUUAUUCAUCGACAACUGCCUCUACCUGCUGAUUGGUGUGCCAUGCAGGAAUCAGUAAUAAUACUAUUUUCACUAUUGAGAAGCUUUAUGUAAAUGAUCCCAAUGACUAUUAUGCAAACUGAAAUAAAUCUAUUUUAAAUUAAAAUUAGAAAAGACUGAAUAUAA
Messenger RNA from Epinephelus fuscoguttatus (brown-marbled grouper), 1056 nucleotides. Its product is annotated as methionine-R-sulfoxide reductase B1-A-like. The transcript is spliced from 4 exons. NCBI's taxonomy places the organism in Eukaryota, Metazoa, Chordata, Actinopteri, Perciformes, Serranidae. Gene Ontology annotation, molecular function: peptide-methionine (R)-S-oxide reductase activity. The record is from RefSeq and is a predicted model, not a curated record.